AUGACGGACGUCUGGGAAACCGACUACACCAAAACCUUCCACCACACGCCCUACCCGGCCAUCUCGCCCACCCGCCCCGAGCUCUCCGCUGCCAACAAAACCAUCUUCAUCACCGGCGGCGGCAGCGGCCUGGGCGCCGGCUUCGUCGAGGCCUUCGCCACCGCCGGCGCCGCCCACAUCAUCACCAUCGGCCGCCGCGCCGGCCACCUCGACGCCGUCGCGGCCCGCACGCGCGCCGCUCACCCGGGCACGACCAUCACCACGAUAUCCUGCGACGUGACGCGCGAAGCCGACGUCGCCGCCGCCUUCGCCCGCGUCAAGGAAAUCGCCCCGCGCGGCGUCGACGUGCUGGUCGCAAACUCGGGGUACCUGUCGGAAGUCGAGCCCGUGAAGGCGGCGAGCGGUGAUGCCGCAGCGGAUGCGGCGGUGACGGCGGAUUGGUGGCGUGGGUGGGAGGUCAACGUCAAGGGCGUGUACCUCGUCGCGCGGCACUUCCUGGCCGCGGCCUCCGGCCCCGGCGCCGUGUUUUUGAAUAUCUCGGCUGCGGCGUGCAUGAUCACGCCGGUGCUGCCGGGGUUUUCGUCGUAUGCACCGUCGAAGAUCGGGACGUGUCGCUUUAUCGAGACGCUGCAGGCGGAGAAUCCGCAGUUGCGGUUCCACAAUAUUCACCCGGGCUGCAUCAAGACGGAUAUGCUGACCAAAUCGAAGUUGGAGGAGAUUGAUCUGCCUUUGGAUGAUCUUGAGCUCGCGUCCCAUUUCCUGGUGUGGUUGGCCAGUCCUGAGGGCGAGUUCUUGAAAGGAAAGUACCUAUGGAGCAACUGGGAUGUCGAUGAGCUGAAAGCGAGGAAGGCCGAAAUCCAGGCCCCGAACAAAUUGGUCACCGGGCUUGUGGGCUGGGCCUGA
Lasiodiplodia theobromae is the source of this 903-nucleotide messenger RNA. RefSeq names its product Short-chain dehydrogenase/reductase SDR. The record is from RefSeq and is a predicted model, not a curated record. Gene Ontology annotation, cellular component: membrane. Lineage: Eukaryota; Fungi; Ascomycota; Dothideomycetes; Botryosphaeriales; Botryosphaeriaceae. The transcript is spliced from 2 exons. Bases 1 to 903 code for a protein of 300 amino acids.